Molecule: messenger RNA, 1699 nt
Organism: Spodoptera litura
Lineage: Eukaryota; Metazoa; Arthropoda; Insecta; Lepidoptera; Noctuidae
Product: protein FAM234B
Source: RefSeq, a predicted model, not a curated record
UAAUAAAAAUACUUUAAAAUAAACAAUAAAAUAUUAUUCGCACUGUAUGGAAUAUGAACAUUGUAUUCAAAUACAAUCAGUGCUUCUAUGUGAGAAGUGGAAACAAGAACCGUCAAACAUCUGUGCUAGGCUAGUGGAAACGAAGAAACAAAACGCAAAAGUGCUUUUGGGUUAUUGUUUAUUGAUUGGAUUCGUGCUUUCCUUAUUAUUCAUAAAAAUAAGAUCUAUUUGAAUAAAAUACAAUGUGAAAUGAAAUAUAUAUGACCCUACGCCAUGUCAGCUAAUGGGAAUGGUGGGUUCUAUGCACCGCUGAAACAAAUACUGUCCGACUCGGAAUCAGAGGAUGAUAAACUUGAAAAUGCAAUGCAUAUCAAAGCUACGGAUAGUUGCAACAACCUGGACUUCAACAGUGGCCUGCAAUCUUCAAAGAACUACAGCAUAAGUGACAUGGACGAGUUUAACACCAACGUGAAUACAGUGGAGAGCACAAUGGACAACGUAAGCUUCUUACAAUCCGACAUAUCCACCAAGAUGACUUUCCCGCGCCGGUGCGCGUUCAUCGCUUCCAUACUUAUGUGCAUAUUCACCGUCGUGAUAUUCCUGUGGGGCAUUCCUUGCUCAGAGGUCGGCAGCUGCGCCGCUAACGAGUGGCAAGACAAAACUACCAGCUGGGAGUUACCAUACAAUGAAAUGGAACUGUCAGGAGCCGUACAGGUCGUCGACGGAGCGAUUCCAAACACAAAGAACUUGAUAUUCAUAUACCGAGGCAAUCAUAUGAGACUUGAACCUAAAACCAGCAGUGAGAAUGUUAAUGGUGUAGUUCUCAUUGUUGGCAAUUCUGGAAAAGUUGGCUGGUUCACAAGGGAAAGUAGAAUACCAACUGAUAUCAACUGUCACCUGCUUGAUGUCAAUAGGGAUAAACAAAAGGACUGUAUUGUGUCAGGUACUGAGGGAUUACUUGCAGCCCUGGAUUCAGUCUCUGGAACCUAUUACUGGCACAUUCACAAGCAGGGAAAAGAUCUGAGUAAAAUAGUUGCGCUUGACUUUCCUGUUAUGGUGAAAGACAUGAAUGAUGAUAAAGUGAAUGAUUUGUUGACAGUUGCCACUGUUUACCCCAAUGCUAACCACAACUCUCUACUGAUGAUAUCUGGUGCUACAGGCAUGAUCAUGGCUGAGCCAAUUCCUAUUGAUGAUUGUCUGUCUGUGAAACUUCUAGCUGAGAUGGAUACAGUUACAUACAUCUGUAAGAAUGGCACCACUGAAGCUGUGAGACUAAUAUCUUUUUCAGUAUUAAAGAAAAUGCUCAAGAAGGAUCAGCCUAUCAACCAUACACAACCUCCGCCUACAGUCCUAAAAAGAAUCAAUGUAAGCAUGAAGAAGAACAUUGGAAACACUAUAGAGACAUUUACAAAUGGUCCGGGAAAAUUGAAGGUGGAAAAUUCAGGGGAAUGUCCAAAUUCUUGCAGAGUUUACCUAAAACUUAUGUUGGAAAGGAAUGGCACAACUAAUGUCAGUUGGGAGUAUACAGCUAACAAUGUGUAUGCUAUGAGACCUAGCUCUUUUGCCUUCGCAAACUCCAUACGAGGGUUUGUGUUGAAAUUAUGACAGUGGAACAGUGCACACCUGGCAAAGGGUGCACUGAAAAUUGAUGAAGUCAGAUACAAUGUUCAAAAUCAAAGUCCCAAAAACAUUAAUGACA